CAGUAGAAACAGGAAGUGGGACCAAAACAAAGGAGCGGCGGCUGGGAGCGGACCUACCUCUCGUUUCUCUUCCGCGUACGUUUGGACCCUGGCCGCCCACCCCAAGGAGCCAUCCGACUAUGUCCAACAUGGAGAAACACCUGUUCAACCUAAAGUUCGCGGCCAAAGAACUGGGCAGGAGUGCCAAAAAAUGCGAUAAGGAAGAAAAGGCUGAAAAGGCCAAAAUUAAAAAGGCCAUCCAGAAGGGCAACAUGGAAGUUGCGAGAAUACACGCCGAAAAUGCCAUCCGCCAGAAGAACCAGGCAGUGAAUUUCUUGAGAAUGAGUGCGCGGGUCGAUGCAGUGGCCGCCAGAGUGCAGACGGCGGUGACGAUGGGCAAGGUGACCAAGUCGAUGGCUGGUGUGGUUAAGUCGAUGGACGCGACAUUGAAGACCAUGAAUCUGGAGAAGAUCUCUGCCUUGAUGGACAAAUUCGAGCACCAGUUUGAGACGCUGGAUGUCCAGACGCAGCAAAUGGAAGACACGAUGAGCAGCACGACGACGCUGACCACUCCCCAGAACCAAGUGGAUAUGCUGCUCCAGGAAAUGGCAGACGAGGCGGGCCUCGACCUCAACAUGGAGCUGCCGCAGGGCCAGACCGGCUCCGUGGGCACGAGCGUGGCUUCGGCUGAGCAGGAUGAGCUGUCCCAGAGACUGGCCCGCCUUCGGGAUCAAGUGUGAUGGCAGAACCCACUCUGAGGUUUCCCAGCCGUAUCCACCUUUUGAAAUGCUCUCUGUGUGUUAGAGAGCUGCUGUACCCUCUAGAAACUCUGAACGUGCUACAACGCUGAAAUGCCCUUGUACCUUUGGGUUUAUGGCCCUCUCCAGAUACAUUAAGAAAUCCCAGUCUUUCUCCACUCUUAACUGGAUUUCAAAGUUCUGUAUAGCGUGUGAUGAUGUGUAUUUUUAUAGCUGCCUUUUAACAGAAUUAGUUAAUUUGCUGUAAUGAAUCUUUCUCAGAAAUUUGAUCAAAACUCUAGUUUCCAUGUGUUCAGUUUUCUGCCCAAAAUUAUGAAAUUGAAGGUGGUGGGCUUUUUUAGUUUAGUGUGAUUGAUAAUAUUUAGAAUGACAGGUGGUGCAUAAAAGGGGAAUAAGUACUUAGUUUGGUUACACAACUAUAAACACCUCGUUCAACAUACUCAGUGGAUAGUGCUAUUUCUUUAUAUCCUUUGGGGGUUUUUCGUUUUUGCCGUCAAACUCAGAGUUCAUUUGACUGUUGUCAUAACUUAUACAAAAUCUGGUCUCAUAACUUAUACU
Molecule: messenger RNA, 1295 nt
Organism: Propithecus coquereli (Coquerel's sifaka)
Lineage: Eukaryota; Metazoa; Chordata; Mammalia; Primates; Indriidae
Gene: CHMP1B
Product: charged multivesicular body protein 1B
Exons: 1
Coding region: 120-719 (199 amino acids)
Biological process (GO): protein transport; late endosome to vacuole transport; endosome transport via multivesicular body sorting pathway
Cellular component (GO): multivesicular body; ESCRT III complex
Source: RefSeq, a predicted model, not a curated record